This is a messenger RNA of Menidia menidia (Atlantic silverside), 888 nucleotides long. Lineage: Eukaryota; Metazoa; Chordata; Actinopteri; Atheriniformes; Atherinopsidae. The record is from the annotation of a GenBank genome assembly.
AUGGUUAACGUGACCUCUGAACAGGGUGGUGAACCCAGGAGUCUGCACCGCCUCCUGGUGGAUGCAUUCCUAACGACGGUCCCAAUAAGUGCGAACACUCAGAUAAAAUUUAAAGUCGUUGACCGUUGGCCUGCCAGGAUGGCACAGUGGGGCGCCGUGUUCGCCAUAAUAGCGGCACUUGGAGGAGCAGCGCUCUUAGCGUCCGUGCACAAGAUUGAAGAAGGACACACUGGGGUGUAUUACAGGGGCGGGGCUCUGUUGACGGCCACCAGCGGCCCCGGUUUCCACCUCAUGCUUCCAUUCAUCACAACCUACAAAUCUGUUCAGACGACGCUGCAGACGGAUGAGGUGAAAAACGUUCCCUGCGGGACCAGCGGAGGAGUGAUGAUCUACUUUGACCGCAUCGAAGUGGUGAACUACCUCGUCCCCUCAGCAGUGUUCGACAUCGUGAGGAACUUCACGGCCGACUACGACAAAGCUCUGAUCUUCAACAAAGUGCACCACGAGCUCAACCAGUUCUGCAGCGUCCACUCCCUGCAGGAGGUCUACAUCGGCCUGUUUGACCAAAUCGACGAGAACCUCAAACUGACGCUGCAGGAGGAUCUCACAUCCAUGGCGCCCGGGCUCAUCAUACAGGCGGUCCGUGUCACGAAGCCCAACAUCCCAGAGAGCAUCCGCAGGAAUUAUGAGCUCAUGGAGAGCGAGAAGACGAAGCUGCUGAUCUCCCAGCAGACGCAGAAGGUGGUGGAGAAGGAGGCCGAGACGGAGAGGAUCAAAGCUGUGAUCGAGGCAGAGAAAGUGGCCCAAGUGUCGGAAAUCAAGUUUGGGCAGAAGGUCAUGGAGAAGGAAACGGAAAGGAAGAUCUCUGAGAUUGAAGAAGACUCAUAA